Prosopis cineraria is the source of this 5806-nucleotide messenger RNA. RefSeq names its product clathrin heavy chain 1-like. The transcript is spliced from 30 exons. The record is from RefSeq and is a predicted model, not a curated record. Gene Ontology annotation, biological process: intracellular protein transport; receptor-mediated endocytosis. The coding region runs from base 279 to 5402 and encodes 1707 amino acids. Gene Ontology annotation, cellular component: Golgi apparatus; plasma membrane; clathrin complex. Gene Ontology annotation, molecular function: clathrin light chain binding; structural molecule activity. Lineage: Eukaryota; Viridiplantae; Streptophyta; Magnoliopsida; Fabales; Fabaceae.
CUCGUCAUUUCAUGGGAAUUCCGUUCCUUUUCUCCCCCACUUCUGGUGCCGGAAACUCAUUCGUCUCUCCUUGAUUCGUUCCUGCCAUAGAUCUCUUUUCCUUCUUCCGAGGGCCCAAGUCUUCUCCAUCGCUGCUGCCAGAUCUCGCAGUGAUUUGGAUCCUCUAGAAGCUCUCCCUUUUAAUGCUUUUUUAGUUCGCUAUUUGAUUCUUGAUCUACGAAUUCAGUCACCACCACAGAUCCGAGUCUCUAAUACUCGGGUCAUCUGUCACAGGCACCAUGGCAGCUGCGAACGCUCCGAUCGCCAUGAGAGAGGCCCUAACUUUGCCAAGCAUUGGCAUCAAUCCACAGUUCAUCACUUUUACGCAUGUGACGAUGGAAUCCGAUAAGUACAUAUGUGUUCGGGAAACAGCUCCGCAGAACAGCGUGGUUAUAAUUGAUAUGAACAUGCCAAUGCAACCCUUGAGGAGGCCUAUUACUGCGGAUUCAGCUCUCAUGAAUCCAAAUUCGAGAAUUCUUGCUCUGAAGGCCCAACUCCAAGGGACAACUCAAGAUCACUUACAAAUAUUUAAUAUUGAGAUGAAAACAAAGAUGAAAUCCUAUCAGAUGCCUGAGCAGGUAGUAUUUUGGAAAUGGAUUACCCCAAAGAUGUUGGGUCUUGUGACACAAACCUCAGUAUACCACUGGUCAAUAGAAGGUGACUCUGAACCUGUAAAGAUGUUUGAGAGAACAGCAAAUUUGGCAAACAAUCAGAUAAUUAAUUAUAGAUGUGACCCUACUGAAAAGUGGUUGGUCUUGAUUGGCAUUGCUCCUGGUUCCCCUGAGAGGCCACAAUUGGUUAAAGGGAACAUGCAACUUUUCUCUGUGGAUCAGCAGCGAAGUCAAGCUCUUGAAGCACAUGCUGCAUCGUUUGCUCAAUUUAAAGUUCCUGGGAAUGAGAAUCCUUCUGUACUGAUUUCUUUUGCCACAAAGACACUCAAUGCCGGUCAAAUUAUAUCCAAAUUACAUGUUAUUGAGCUGGGUGCACAGCCAGGGAAGCCAUCAUUUACAAAGAAACAAGCAGAUCUUUUCUUCCCCCCAGAUUUUGCUGACGACUUUCCAGUUGCCAUGCAGAUAUCCCACAAGUACAGUUUGAUUUUCGUGAUCACCAAGCUUGGCCUACUUUUUGUCUAUGACUUAGAGACAGCCACUGCAGUAUACAGGAACAGAAUUAGCCCAGAUCCUAUUUUUUUGACGGCAGAAGCUUCAUCAGUGGGAGGUUUUUAUGCUGUCAACAGAAGAGGCCAGGUGUUAUUGGCUACUGUUAAUGAACAAACCAUCGUGAAUUUUGUUAGCGGUCAACUAAACAAUUUGGAGCUGGCAGUUAAUCUUGCCAAAAGGGGAAAUCUUCCAGGGGCUGAGAAGCUGGUUGUGGAACGUUUCCAUGAACUCUUUGCCCAAACAAAGUAUAAAGAAGCAGCUGAGCUUGCUGCUGAAUCUCCGCAAGGAAUUCUUCGUACACCUGACACUGUUGCCAAAUUUCAGAGUGUUCCUGUGCAAGCUGGGCAAACUCCUCCACUCUUGCAGUAUUUUGGAACACUGUUAACAAGAGGAAAAUUGAAUGCUUUUGAGUCCCUGGAAUUGUCACGGCUUGUUGUGAACCAGAACAAGAAAAAUCUGUUGGAGAAUUGGCUGGCUGAGGACAAGCUGGAAUGCAGCGAGGAGCUUGGAGAUCUUGUUAAGACAGUAGACAAUGAUCUCGCUUUGAAAAUAUAUAUCAAAGCCAGAGCUACUCCAAAAGUCGUUGCUGCUUUUGCUGAGAGAAGGGAGUUUGACAAAAUCCUGAUAUACUCAAAGCAGGUUGGGUACACACCUGACUACCUCUUCCUUUUGCAAACAAUUCUCCGGACAGAUCCUCAGGGUGCUGUUAAUUUUGCAUUAAUGAUGGCUCAAAUGGAGGGUGGUUGCCCAGUUGAUUACAACACCAUAACCGAUCUGUUUCUUCAGAGAAAUUUAAUCCGUGAGGCAACAGCUUUUCUCUUGGAUGUUCUGAAGCCAAAUCUACCAGAACAUGGGCACCUUCAAACAAAGGUGUUGGAGAUAAAUCUGGUGACCUUCCCCAAUGUAGCUGAUGCAAUCCUGGCAAAUGGCAUGUUCAGCCAUUAUGAUCGCCCUCGUAUAGCCCAACUAUGUGAAAAAGCUGGUCUUUAUGUGCGAGCUUUGCAACAUUACAUUGAGUUGCCAGAUAUAAAACGAGUUAUUGUAAACACACAUGCAAUAGAGCCACAGUCACUGGUAGAGUUUUUUGGUACUCUUUCACGAGAAUGGGCUUUGGAGUGCAUGAAAGACCUUUUACUGGUCAAUCUCAGAGGCAACCUUCAGAUAAUUGUGCAGGUUGCAAAAGAAUAUUGUGAACAAUUGGGUAUUGAUGCCUGCAUAAAGCUUUUUGAGCAAUUUAGGUCAUAUGAAGGACUGUACUUUUUCCUCGGAUCAUAUUUGAGCUCCAGUGAGGAUCCUGACAUUCACUUUAAGUACAUUGAAGCAGCUGCUAAGACUGGACAGAUUAAAGAGGUUGAGCGUGUAACUAGAGAAUCAAAUUUCUAUGAUCCUGAGAAAGCAAAGAACUUCCUUAUGGAAGCUAAGCUUCCAGAUGCACGACCUUUAAUAAAUGUCUGUGAUCGUUUUGGAUUUGUUCCUGAUCUAACACACUAUCUAUACACAAACAACAUGCUUCGCUACAUUGAAGGAUAUGUUCAGAAGGUGAACCCAGGAAAUGCUCCUUUAGUUGUUGGGCAGCUGUUAGAUGAUGAGUGUCCAGAAGAUUUUAUUAAAGGCUUGAUUCUAUCUGUUCGUUCUUUACUGCCAGUGGAGCCCCUUGUGGAGGAAUGUGAGAAGAGGAAUCGACUUCGUUUGCUCACACAAUUCUUGGAACAUCUUGUGAGUGAGGGAAGCCAGGACGUACAUGUUCAUAAUGCACUGGGUAAAAUUAUCAUUGAUAGCAACAACAAUCCAGAACAUUUUCUCACUACCAAUCCCUACUAUGAUUCUCGAGUUGUGGGCAAGUAUUGUGAGAAGCGAGAUCCCACAUUGGCCGUUGUAGCUUACCGACGAGGGCAAUGUGAUGAUGAACUCAUCAAUGUUACAAAUAAAAAUUCUUUGUUCAAACUACAAGCAAGAUACGUGGUUGAGAGGAUGGAUGCUGAUCUUUGGGAAAAUGUUCUCAACCCAGAUAAUGCCUACAGAAGGCAACUUAUUGAUCAGGUUGUAUCUACUGCUUUGCCUGAAAGCAAGAGCCCUGAGCAAGUUUCUGCUGCUGUUAAGGCAUUCAUGACUGCUGAUUUGCCUCAUGAAUUGAUUGAACUUCUUGAGAAGAUUGUGCUUCAGAAUUCUGCAUUUAGUGGGAACUUUAAUUUGCAGAAUCUGCUUAUUUUAACAGCCAUAAAAGCUGAUCCAUCCAGAGUCAUGGACUAUAUUAAUAGACUGGAUAACUUUGAUGGACCUGCGGUUGGUGAAAUGGCCGUAGAAGCUCAGCUAUAUGAGGAAGCAUUUGCAAUUUUCAAGAAGUUCAAUUUGAAUGUUCAAGCUGUCAAUGUCUUGUUAGAUAAUAUUCAAAGCAUUGACAGAGCUGUAGAAUUUGCCUUCCGAGUUGAAGAAGAUGCUGUUUGGAGUCAAGUGGCCAAGGCUCAACUCAGAGAAGGCUUAGUUAGUGAUGCAAUUGAGUCGUUUAUUCGAGCAGAUGAUGCUACACAAUUUUUAGAUGUUAUCCGUGUGGCUGAAGAUGCCAAUGUUUACCAUGAUUUAGUGAGGUACUUGCUGAUGGUAAGGCAGAAAGCAAAAGAACCCAAGGUAGACAGUGAGCUCAUUUAUGCAUAUGCAAAGAUUGACAGGCUGAGUGACAUUGAGGAGUUCAUUCUUUUGCCAAACGUUGCGAAUCUUCAAAACGUUGGUGACCGAUUGUAUGAUGAGGCACUUUAUGAGGCUGCAAAAAUCAUAUUUGCUUUUGUAUCGAACUGGGCCAAGCUGGCGGUCACACUCGUGAAGUUAAAACAGUUCCAGGGUGCUGUUGAUGCUGCAAGGAAAGCCAACAGCUCAAAAACAUGGAAGGAAGUUUGCUUUGCCUGUGUUGAUGCAGAGGAGUUCCGUUUGGCUCAGAUUUGUGGGCUCAACAUUAUUAUCCAGGUGGAUGACUUGGAAGAGGUCAGUGAAUAUUACCAAAAUAGAGGAUGCUUCAAUGAGCUGAUAUCUCUCAUGGAGAGUGGUUUAGGAUUAGAACGUGCACAUAUGGGUAUCUUUACUGAGUUGGGCGUUCUGUAUGCUAGAUAUCGUCCUGAGAAGCUUAUGGAGCAUAUCAAACUAUUUUCAAGCCGCCUCAAUAUUCCAAAACUCAUUAGAGCUUGUGAUGAACAACAGCAUUGGCAGGAACUGACAUAUUUGUACAUUCAGUAUGAUGAGUUUGAUAAUGCUGCAACUACUAUCAUGAACCAUUCUCCAGAAGCAUGGGAUCUCAUGCAAUUCAAAGAUGUUAUUGUCAAAGUUGCCAACGUGGAGUUGUAUUACAAGGCUGUUCACUUCUACCUGCAAGAGCAUCCUGAUCUUAUUAAUGAUGUUCUGAAUGUCCUUGCACUCCGUGUGGAUCAUGCACGUGUUGUGGACAUCAUGCGGAAGGCUAGUCACCUUCGUCUUGUGAAGCCAUACAUGAUUGCAGUUCAGAGCAACAAUGUCUCUGCUGUCAAUGAGGCAUUGAAUGAAAUUUAUGUUGAGGAGGAAGACUAUGACAGAUUGCGUGAAUCAAUUGAUUUGCAUGAUAACUUCGAUCAAAUAGGCUUGGCACAGAAGAUAGAGAAACAUGAGCUUCUUGAGAUGAGACGUGUUGCUGCUUAUAUUUACAAGAAGGCUGGCAGGUGGAAGCAGUCCAUUGCCUUGUCGAAGAAGGACAGCCUAUACAAAGAUGCCAUGGAGACAGCUUCCCAAUCUGGUGACCGUGAACUAGCUGAGGAAUUGCUUGUUUAUUUCAUUGAACAGGGAAAGAAGGAAUGCUUUGCUUCAUGCCUCUUUGUUUGUUAUGAUUUAAUUCGGGCAGACAUCGCACUUGAACUUGCCUGGAUGAACAACAUGAUUGACUUUGCCUUCCCCUAUCUCUUGCAGUUUAUCCGUGAGUACACUGGCAAAGUUGAUGAAUUGGUGAAGGACAAAAUUGAGGCACAGAAUGAAGUGAGGGCUAAAGAGAAGGAGGAUAAGGAAGUUAUUGCACAACAGAACAUGUAUGCUCAAUUAUUGCCUCUUGCCUUGCCUGCACCACCAAUGCCAGCGGUGGGAGGAGGAGCAGGUAUGGGAGGUGGCUUUGCUCCUCCCCCUCCAAUGGGUGGGUUAGGGAUGCCUCCAAUGCCUCCUUUUGGCAUGCCACCCAUGGGUAGCAGCUACUAACAUCCAAGCCAAAGUUGAAGUUUAACUACUCGCUCAUUUCAUGCGGGAAUUUUUCUUCUUGGGAGUUAUUCAUAGAUUUAUUUGUGGUAUUUUGAUGCAGCAUUUUUUCCUUGCUUCUGAUGGAGGUGGAGGUUCAAGUUAAAAUAAUUUCAAGUUUUCCUUGGGAGUUUUGUGUCAUAGGGUGGUUAUGGCUUAAAAUGUGUUAAAUCUUUUGUAGUUUUGAGGCAUUCUUUUGGCUGCUGGUAUGAGGUAGCCGAUGAUUUUCUGUAUUAUUUGUACCAUUUUUCUUGCAUUCAAUGAAUUAGUCCCCAGUGUAUAGAGACUUCAGCGGCCAGCAUGGAAUGCUUGUCAUGGCCUGGUUUAUCUCUCGUUAUUUGUUAUAUAUAUAAACUACCUCCUCUAAA